GAGCGCUUUAACGAGUAGGAAACCAGUCUAAUUCAUCCACCGCCUGCGAUUUCAUAUUUUUGUUAUUUGAUUUGUUAUUUCGAUAAAGAUUUAUGCUGACGAUCGCGUUGCCAUGGACAAGCAGUAUUCGGUCGAGUUCUUCGUCUCGUUCAUAGACGCCAUGCAGAAGCUGUGUCGGGACUAUCUGCACUUCGAGCAGGGCGUGGAGCUGAGCGGCUACCUGGCCCUGGAGAUCGACAACAUCAAGAAGGAGCGCUAUGUGCUUAGCGAGUUCGUGCAGAGCACGGGCCAGGUGAUCAGCGAGAGCUACUGCACGAAGGCCUUCAAGACCGUCAAGAAACUCCCAGAACGAAACACGGACGCGGAGAACGUCGUGCCAACAAGACAGUCCAAUCAUUCAAGAUGGGGACAGAGGCACGGGCAGAUUGGUGACGUCACGCCGAACCGAUAUCGAAAGUCAUCGACACCGUCGUCAUCAUCAUCAUCACUACUGCACGGCAGAACGCACACCAUCACGUCAUCAUCACUAGAAGAACUGUCAGAAGUGGAAGCAUCACGUGAUCAAAGUCAGCAACCAUUAUUAUCGAAAUGGACCACGCAGACUGGAAGCGUUUCUCGGGGGUCAAAACGAAAUACCCUUGACACAUUGUCUGAUUCACCGAGUAACAAAAAAGAAAAAGUCGACCCCAGCACCUGUGUGGUGAAUGUGAUGACGGAGUCGCCCCCGACUCACCACGUUGUCCCCGACCUGGCUGACACCGUGUCGUUACCGCUGUCCAACACCGUCAUAAUCAAAGACGAAACAGACACUUUCUUACAAACCUCAGCAGACGACAGCAAUGCGAUGCAGUCGACGAACAACGCGAUUGAUGAAGGUCAACAACAGUCGAUGAAUAAUUUUCAUAUCUCCCCUCAUGCCAUGCACGGGGCUUCAAGUUCCAGUAUUACCUCAGCCGGCGAAGCUAACAUGGACUCGCAGUUUAAGAACCCAUCAGAAAGUCCAAAACAGUCCGGCGCUUCUGACCUGGUGUCGGGUAACGAGAACCCAGACGGCAUCCUCGACGAAAAGGGAUCCGCAGCCGAAACCAAGAGCGAGGACUUGCAGUUAGAAAUGGACUUCCAGUCACUGGGUCCUUCCUCGAUCUCACACCUGAGCUACCAGUCUUUCAUGAACUCUCAGUUCCGCGACGUGAAAAUGCACAAGUGUCAGCACUGCGACUUCCGGACCGAGUACCAGGGCAACCUGAAGCGCCACAUGCGCGUGCACACGGGCGAGUUCUUCCACUGCAGCCUGUGUCCGCGCCACUUCUCCGACAAGUACGAGCUGUCGAUCCACAUGCAGCUGCACACGGGCACCAUCACGUGCAGGUACUGCGGCGAGGAGUUCACCUCCAAGAACAGGCGCUGGGAGCACGAGCGGCAGCACAAGCGAGACCUGCCGCAGAUGUAGCAGCACGAUGUUGUUGAAGAUAGUUCAGCGGAGGUUGCGAUUCAAAAACAUUAUGGGAACGUGUACGUGUCGAAACCUGAAAUGCGCUUUACGUCACAACUUCGUGCGGUCUAUUUAAACGUUGCACGUUCUAUUCGUGUAGAAUAUUGUUCAUAAACGUGUACUUAAUUGAUAUCUACAUGGUAAGUAUAUAUGAAAUUUGUAUAGUGCGCUGAAGUGUUAAAAUAUUCUGUUAAAGUGGUGUGUGCGAACUUGGCAAGAAAUCAUCUUAACAACACGUGGAAUAUAGUACCGGUACGUUAAGACUAAUCACACACAGAAAGGUGAUAGGACAAGAAGGCUUUGGAAAGGACAUGAGAGAUAAUAAAAGGAAGAUGGAAGGGCUAGCUCUCAGUAGCACGCGUUUUCACUUACAUUGGAUCCAAGUUAACUGCAAUUCGUGUACGGGUACCUGUUUACACGUGCAUGUUUGGAAUCGCAAUCUUCCGACUGAGACUUUUCAUACACAUCACAAAAACAGACUCUGGGCUACACGAUAGACAAAAAGAAACACAAGUUACCUCAGAUGUAGCAGCAGAUGUCUGGUUAUAGGGCAUGCAUGUUGGUACUUUCCAAGUGAGACGCCACAAAGACUACAGUCUGCAUUUUAAGGCAUUAUUUAAUUGUUGUAAUUCUUUAGUCCGGUUUGACUUUUAUUUAUGAAUUGAUGUAACUGUGUUGUCAUACGUUUUUGUUAUGGAAUAACUUUCUAACAAAUAUUAUGUUUAUUUGUAUUGUGGCCUAAGUCGGGUUCAUAAAUAUUGAUUAAUUUGAAAGAACAUCGUAACUUAUUAAUAUUAGCAUCCACAACAGAAUACUUUCCUAUUACCGCCAAUACUUUCCCUAUUACGGCCAAUACUUUCCCUGUUACGGCCAAUACUUUCCCUAUUACGGCCAGUACUUUCCCUGUUACGGCCAAUAAUUUCCCUAUUACGGCCAAUACUUUCCCUAUUACGGCCAAUACUUUCCUAUCACGGCCAGUACUUUUCUAGUAUGGCCAAUACUCGACAAGAUGGUGAAGAAGUAGAAGAGGUAAAGCCGGUUGGUGACUACGUUCACUAACUGGCUAUACACAGCAGAACUGGGAGGUGUAUAUUUAAACAGUUGUUUUUAGGUAGAUUCACAUUUAACUUUUACAUAUCGACCAUAGACCUUUAAGAUUUUGUGGGUAUUGUUUAAAACUGUCGGUGUCAUUUGCAUAAAAUUAAUUAUUCGUGUCAUGAUUUUCAUAAAACUAUCUGUCGUAUGUCAAUGUGUUUAUUACAAAUAUCAGGAGUAUCAUAUUUAUGUCGCAAUUUGUGUUUGUGCUUAUUUUUGACGCAGAUGUUUUAUGUUUAUUGGUACAUUGGUAAUAUGGUAUCAACAUGAAACAGGCCGAACACAGUACUUACGGCAAGAGUGUUACACCAGUGUAUGAUUCUUAUAAGGCAGAUGAGUGACAUUUCACACUAAUUAUGUGCAAUAUUUAGGGAUUCAUUUCUAUAUUUUGAACCAUGCCUUUGCAUUCAAUUUGAAAUAAGUUUGUUUGUUGUGCUGAGAACAGCAACGAAUGCAGUUGUCAUCCAUGGCUUAUUUAAGUUCGCACUGUGCAUUAUGAAACUAAUUUAGUCUGCGUAUUAUAUUUUAACCAUACUUUUCUUUCAUAAUGAAGGGGUGGGUGUAGAUCAGUGAUAGACCGUGACGGAUUAAAGGGUCAGUCGAACAUGGGGCGAGACGGGGGUGUCUCUAAGUUCCAACCAGUUCCCCGCUACUGGUACUUUACUGUCUGUGGUAAAUACGUAUAGAGAAUCUCGUGUUGCUGUUUCCAAGAACUAGCCUGUGUGACGACUGCUGGUUUCCUUGUUCUGUCGACCGAGUGUCGAACUAACCAUUUGUUAGACACCAGAUAGACGUCGUUUAAACUACACAAUUGUCGUUGUACAAAUAUUCGUUUCUUUUGUUUCAAAUUAGGAUCAACGUCUGGAUUCACAGAACAUAGCUCAUACUCUAGUAUCGAAAAAAAGAGGCAUUCCAUUUGACAUUGGUCAAAAUUGUUUAUGACCCCUUUCAAUUUUGAUGAAUCUUGGUGUGUAUCAGUUUACAUUAAAUGGUUACUGUGUAUUUUUUGUAUUUUUUUUAAACUCAAUCCGACCUUAAGUAUUGGAUCAAAGUGGGUUCAAACCUUGAAAAUUGAAGGUGGGCAUGCAAAUUUCACCAGGUUUUGAUUGAAUUAAUAUGAAGUGUCCCUAAAGUUAUAAUCACACAAUUAGUACCUGGAAGAUGGAACUUCUUCUUUAAAAAUAGUAACCAUUAUAGAAAGACUUCGGAUAUAAGAAGCCAGUAUGUCGCAGUUACUAACAGGAAAGACAAAUUUAUUUAAGGCAGAAUCAUACACAAAACCCGAGAAUAAGUAAAUAAUUACAAUUUUACAUGGAAUAUCAACAAAAAAACCAAACACAACUUCAGCAGGGGUUGUGGUAGCAGCUAUAUAUUCACUUUUCAACUGCUCCCACCCCUCCUGCUUGUUCGUCGUGUAUAGUUUGGAUCUCGUCUAAUUAAUGGGAGUAAUAGUACUAGAGUUGUGAAGCUUUUGUGUUUCCAUUUAAACGAUUUGCCUCUCAGGGCAAAACCAAUAAAUAAAUUUACACUUG
Gigantopelta aegis is the source of this 4119-nucleotide messenger RNA. Its product is annotated as zinc finger protein 236-like. The record is from RefSeq and is a predicted model, not a curated record. The coding region runs from base 113 to 1450 and encodes 445 amino acids. Gene Ontology annotation, molecular function: RNA polymerase II cis-regulatory region sequence-specific DNA binding; DNA-binding transcription activator activity, RNA polymerase II-specific. The transcript has 4 exons. Gene Ontology annotation, cellular component: nucleus. Lineage: Eukaryota; Metazoa; Mollusca; Gastropoda; Neomphalida; Peltospiridae. Gene Ontology annotation, biological process: regulation of transcription by RNA polymerase II.